AUGGCGUGCAUUAUGAUGAUUAAGGACAUGUACAAUGGAGUUAAGACUCGUGUGAGUACAAUGCGAGGAGACUUGGAUUACUUCCUAGUGGUAAUGGGGUUGCAUCAAGGAUCGGCUCUUAGCCCAUUUUUAUUUGCCCUAGCGAUGGAUGUGCUGACGUGUUACAUUAAAGGAGAGGUGCCAUGGUGUUUGUUAUUUACAGAUGACAUAUUGUUGAUUGACGAGACGCGUUGUGUGGUUAAUUCUAGGUUAGAGGUGUGGAGACAGACCCUAGAAUCUAAAGGUUUCAAGUUGAGUAGGACGAAGACAAAAUACUUAGAGUGUAAGUUUAUUGUUGGGGCUCAUGAAGCAGAAGUGGAAGUGAAGCUGGAUACACAAGUUAUCCCUAGGAGAGAUAGUUUCAAAUAUCUUGGGUCUGUGAUACAGGAUAAUGGGGAGAUCUACGAAGAUGUCGCACAUCGUAUUGGAGUGAGAUGGAUAAAAUGGAGGCUCGCUUAUGGUAUUUUGUGUGACAAGAAUGUGCCACCUAGACAUAAGGGAAAGUUCUAUAAAGCGGGUGUGAUUUCGUCUGAAAUCACACCGGAGAACUCGCAUAUAGAAGAACCAGGAACCCUAGGUCUCAAAUCGCCAUGGUCCAUAAGCCUCGAAGGUCCUCGAGGUGUUGAACAGGACGAUGAGAGGUCCAUCGGAGCCUUGGGGUUGAAAGGAGGUGGCCGGAGAUGGCCGGGGAGGCGGUGGAUUCAUCGGAGAGAACCAGAAGGUUCUAGAGGGAAGGGAGACCAAGAGUCAGUAUAG
Messenger RNA from Nicotiana tabacum (common tobacco), 795 nucleotides. The record is from RefSeq and is a predicted model, not a curated record. Lineage: Eukaryota; Viridiplantae; Streptophyta; Magnoliopsida; Solanales; Solanaceae.